CCUGCUUCACUCCUUCCUCUCUUCUACCUGGAUGCAGCCGCUUCCCUUUCUCUUCCCUUUCGUUUAACUUUCCUCCUCUUUUCCGCCGCUGUGCACGACGGAUUUACGCGUGAAAACAUGGCAGGGGCGAUUAUCGAGAACAUGAGCACCAAAAAGUUGGUGAUCGUUGGAGUUAUCUUGCUUUUAUUCCAGGCGUUUUCGUUCAUGGUCGGAGGGCUGAUUGCUCCCAGUCCCACCACUGCCAUCCACUACAUGGCCACAAAGUGUGUGGACAACGUGAAAAGCCACUAUAUGAGCAAGAAGUGGUUCAUGCCCUGGGGUCCAAACCAUUGUGACAAAGUCAGAGACUUUGAUGAGGCCACGGCCAAGAAGAUUGAGGCCAACAACAUCGUCUUUGCUGUGCACAUUCCUAUGCCUAACAAAGAGAUGAGUCCCUGGUUCCAGUUCAUGCUGGUCAUCCUUCAGUUCGACAUUGCCUUCAAAAUGUACAACCAGAUUGAGGAUGGAGCAGUGGUCACUGUAGAUGUCGGGCUGGCCUAUAGAGACGACAGUCUCGGUGAAUGGACGGAGAUGGCUCACUCUAUUGAACAGCGCAAGCUCAGCUGUAAUUUCACCACCCCAAAGACUAUUGACAACGAAGGUCGAUAUUACGAAUGUGACCUAAUGCCCCUCAUGGAACUUGGAUGUGUGUUCCACAAGUACUACCUUCUCAACAUCCGCUUACCUGUCAGUGAUCAUAAGAAGGUGAACAGGGGAAUCGGAGAAAUCAAGGACAUCCGCCUGGUGGGUAUCCAUCAGAACGGUGGCUUCACCAAGGUUUGGUUUGCCAUGAAGACCUUCCUCACCCCCAGCAUCCUCAUCAUCAUGAUCUGGUACUGGAGAAGGAUUACCAUGAUGUCAAGACCUCCAGUCCUGCUGGAAAAGGUUAUCUUUGCUCUGGGAAUCUCCAUGACCUUCAUCAACAUCCCAGUGGAAUGGUUCUCCGUUGGGUUUGAGUGGACGUGGAUGCUGCUCUUCGGAGAUAUUCGUCAGGGAAUCUUUUACGCCAUGCUGCUCUCAUUCUGGAUCAUCUUCUGUGGAGAACAUCUAAUGGAUCAGAUGGAGAGGAACCGUUUCUCCGUGUACUGGAAGCAGGUUGGGCCGAUCGUCUUUGGCUCCUUCUGCCUCUUCAUCUUCGAUAUGUGUGAGAGAGGAGUCCAGUUAACCAAUCCCUUCUACAGCAUCUGGGCCUCAGACGUGGGGACAGAACUGGCUAUGGCCUUCAUCAUCGUGGCUGGAAUCUGCGCGUGCCUCUAUUUCCUCUUCCUGUGCUUCAUGGUGUUCCAGGUGUUCAGGAACAUCAGUGGGAAGAGGACGUCUCUGCCUGCCAUGACCAAAGCUCGCCGCCUGCAUUACGAGGGCCUGAUUUUCCGUUUCAAGUUCCUGAUGCUGGUGACUCUGGCAUGUGCAGCCAUGACUGUUAUCUUCUUCAUCAUCAGCCAGGUGAACGAGGGUCACUGGCACUGGGGAGAUUAUACAGUCCAGGUGAACAGCGCCUUCUUUACCGGCAUUUACGGCAUGUGGAACCUGUACGUGUUCGCCCUGAUGUUCCUGUACGCACCGUCACACAAACGCUACGGAGACGAGCAGUCCAGCGGAGACCAGGUCGGGAACAGUGGGGAGGACAUCCAGCUGACCACCACCAUCACCCACGUGGACGGACCCACAGAAGUCUACAAAAUGAUGCGAAAGGAAGCUCAAGAGUAGCUGCCUUUCCUCUCUUGACCCUUGACGGUGUCUGCAAUUCCCCCGAAACCCUGCAGAGUCCUGUAUCUUCAAAACGUGCCCAUGUGUAACUGAGUCACGAGUUUAUUCGCUGCACCUUCUCUGUUCCUACACUGAUUGUCCAUUUUAUCAGAAACGCCUGCCACAGGGUGCCCAGUCCUGGUCCUGGAGGUCCACCACCCUGCAGAGUUUAGCUCCAGCUCUACUCUAACACAGUGAAGGCCUACAGACGGUUGGAGACGGGUGUAAUGGAUCUGAACUCUCCAGAGUGGUAGAUCUCCAAGAACAGGAUCGGGCGUGUAUGAGUUUCUCAUUCUGAACAUAACAAUGUUGUACAGUCUUCUUCUAGUGUGGUUACAUGUCUGCACAGCUAGUCAAAAGCGGGGACACGUUUAUUAAAGGUUCUUUUAUUUAUUUAUUUUUAUUAUUAAAUAAUGAAGGCAUCAAGACUGAUUGGCUGAAAUGCGUGAAUACGGAUACACUAAUGAACUAAUUCACUUUUAAAGUGAAACACAGUAAUAACUAACUACAUUGCUAUAAAUAAAUACAUUUUUCAGAAUUUAAAUUCAAAAUCUUAAACUUAUUGGUGUAAAAAUAAUAAAUAAAUAAAUAACUUUUUUGUUCUCGUGUUUUGUUUUUUUUUUUUUUGGGCAUAAAUUCAUAUGCCAUUACUAAAAACAUGCAAUCGGAUGUGUCCAAACUUUUGACUGGCGAGGUUCAGUCUGAGAGAAGCUGCUUUUGUGGAAUUUUUGGUUGGAAUAGAGCGCCACCUUGUGGGCAGUGGUAGAAGUUGUAUACCUGCUCUCAUGAUCUUCAGCAGUUUCUCAGAGGAUCACGACCACCUCCUUAUAAAGAGGCAGGAAGAAAAAAAGCGUAAAUGUAGAUUUUUGUUUAUUUAUCACUAAACAUGCAUUUCUCAUCUGUAGCGCUGUCGGUCAGAUCUGCUCAGCUGACCGUUCAGCUGAAAUAUUUCAUAUUUUCCUUUUCACAGCUUCAGAGGGACUUAAAGGAGAUUAGAAAAGACAUUUAAUUGGGUUUUUUUUUUUCUGAGCGAAGUCUUUUUGACCUCAUACGCAUUGACCUCUCUGCUUCUUACUUCCCUAAACGCUCCCUUCCGAGCCCAAACACAACACUGUACUCGGCUUUCCCUCGCCGAGGGAUGUGGGAUCACCCGUCUCUGCUAAAAGCAUCGUCUGUACUGGCUCAGUUAAAAGACACUCAUGUUACGAUGUAGAUAUAUUUUUAUAAAGUGCUUAUUUUCAGCCGUGUGGAAGCGUUAGGUGCGUCACUGUCUUGUAUAAAAGUACUUUUUUGCCAUUUUCAGAAUGAUUGUACUGUCGUAUCACCAUAUAUGGAUGUUUUUUUUUCAUGCUUUUAAGCUAAUUUAAAUAAAAAAAGAACUUUUACAUGGUAAACGGA
Molecule: messenger RNA, 3183 nt
Organism: Pygocentrus nattereri (red-bellied piranha)
Lineage: Eukaryota; Metazoa; Chordata; Actinopteri; Characiformes; Serrasalmidae
Gene: wls
Product: Wnt ligand secretion mediator
Exons: 12
Coding region: 118-1746 (542 amino acids)
Biological process (GO): Wnt signaling pathway; Wnt protein secretion; intracellular protein transport
Cellular component (GO): endomembrane system; organelle membrane
Molecular function (GO): Wnt-protein binding
Source: RefSeq, a predicted model, not a curated record